This is a messenger RNA of Andrographis paniculata, 1290 nucleotides long. Its product is annotated as F-box/kelch-repeat protein SKIP25-like. The coding region runs from base 1 to 1164 and encodes 387 amino acids. The record is from RefSeq and is a predicted model, not a curated record. Lineage: Eukaryota; Viridiplantae; Streptophyta; Magnoliopsida; Lamiales; Acanthaceae. The transcript has a single exon. Gene Ontology annotation, molecular function: protein binding.
AUGGCCAAGCGGCGGCCGGAAACCCGACCCGCCGUGACCGGAAACGGUAGGGUUGAUGAGAACCGGAAGGAUGUCACAUUACUUCCGGGGUUGCCGAACCACUUGGCACAGCUUUGUCUUUCGAAGCUGCAUCCCUCCGUUCUCCAUCCCGUCUGUGUUUCGUGGCGCCGGUUCAUAUAUUCGCGGGACUUCCCUCCGUUCUUCUCUCUCUAUGCUCUACUCUUCAAGUAUGAAUCGAAUGAAACGUGUGCUGGAGACCAAUGCCGGCCAUGCUCGAUCGCUUUCUCCUGUUUUGACCCGGUGUCGGGCAAGUGGAGGCCCCUCCCGAGCCCCCCGUCCGAUCCGCCCAUCUGCCUCAUCCGGAGACAUCCGUCGUUUAUCUCGAGGGUCUACUCAAUCCAGUCGGUAGGAGCAUCCGGGCGCUUAGUUUUAAUAGCUGGCAAUACUCACGAGUUUCUCCCGGCGCUCGCCCGUCCUUUGGUGUUCGACCCUUUAUCCGGAAAGUGGUGCUUCGGACCGCCGUUUUCUUCGCCUAGGAGAUGGUGUGUCGCCGGGUCCAUGCGCAGCGAGGUUUACGUAGCGAGCGGGACAUCGUCGCAGUAUAAUAUCGACGUGGCGCGGUCCGUCGAGAGAUGGGACAUGUCGAGGCCGGAAGGAGAGUGGAGAUGGGAACGCCGCGCGCCCUUCAGAGACGGUAGAUUUAGCCGAGAAGCUGCAGAAGCGAUCGGAUACAGAGGUAAACUUUUCAUGGUAAAUGUAAGAGGCGAAUCGGUAAAAGAAGGAGCUGCUUACGACGUUGUUAACAACCGAUGGGAAGAAAUGCCGCCAGGAAUGCUCAAGGGGUGGAACGGACCAGCAGCCGUCGAUAAAAAUGCUAUGUAUGUCGUAGAUCGGGAGUCGGGUUCGCUACAGAAGUACGACGACGAGAAAGACUGCUGGGAACGGCUGACUGAACCUUCGGAUGAACUAAAAGGCGCCGAGCAUGUUUCCGCAGGUUGCGGGAAAGUCUGCGUCGCCUCGGGUGGCGGCAGAUUCAUAGCCAUCGUGGAUGUUUUAGCGAGACCAGCUAACGUUCGGGUGGUCAAUCCUCCCGAAGGAAUGGAAGUUGUCGCUGUUCAUGUGUUGCCGAGGAUGAUAGAUCCACCUUCGGACUUCCUUCAAUGAAAAAAAUAGUGUUCAUAAGUUUACGACGUAUGCUUCUCAGAUCGCUAUAAGACUGCGAUCCUUUGCUAGAUAUUGAAUUUUCGAAGAAUUCGUAUAGGAGAAACGACGAAAAGUUUGUACCUCAAU